AUGGUCGCCGCCUUGAAUGCUGCCUACGCCCGGCUGAAGACCAAUGCGAAACGGCUAAACGACACGCUGCAAUACUCCUGUCAAUGGGGCUCCACGCCCGACGGCGGCAUGAAUCGUCUCUCGGGCAAUGAUGACGAUCAAAAGGUCCGGGACUGGUUCGUGGCCGAAGUCACGCGUUACGGUUGCAGCCAUCAAGUCGACGCAAUGGGAAACAUCUUUGCCAUCCGCCCUGGCCAGAACAACACCCUUCCCCCGAUCGCCUUGGGCUCACACCUCGAUACACAGCCCACGGGGGGAAGAUAUGAUGGUAUCUUGGGAGUCCUGUGUGCGUUGGAGGUGUUGCGGGUCAUUCAUGAAGCAAACAUCACUACCUACGCUCCGUUGGCGAUUGUCAACUGGACCAACGAAGAAGGGGCCAGGUUUUCCCCUGCCAUGCUUGGAUCGGGGGUCUGGGCAGGGGAGUUCAGCACCGAAUAUGGGCAUAGCCGAGUGAGCUCUGAGGGUACAACCAUGGGGCAAGAACUCCAGCGCAUUGGAUAUCUCGGGUCGACGCCUUGUUCCUAUCAAGCAAACCCUCUAUUGGCGCACUUUGAGGUGCACAUCGAACAAGGUCCGAUCCUGGAUGUCGCAGAAAAGCCGGUUGGUGUCGUCAAAGGAGCACAAGCCAUCCGUUGGUACCGGUUGGCGGUCAGAGGUCGGGAGGCUCACACCGGAAGCACUCCGAUGGAUCGCCGGAGUGAUGCGCUACUGGCUGCGGCAAAGAUGAUCGUGGAGGUCAACAAGAUAGCCACCACCGCGCCGCUGUCCACACGUGGAGCCCGGGGAACUAUCGCCGUCAUCAAUUCGGGACCGCAAAGUAUCAAUACCAUUGCGGGACAGGUGACGAUGAACCUGGACAUCCGCUCGCCAUUUGAUCAAGAUAUCGAGGAGAUUGAGAAGUUGUGCAAGCAAGGGUUCGAAGCGAUAGGCGAAGAGCAUGGGACAAGCCUCGAGAUGGAAUGCAUCUGGACGUCGCCGGCGACCAAUUUCCAUCCCCUCAUGGUCGAGUGCGUGCGCCAGUCAGCAAAGAGCAUCGACUGUCACCACGAAAUCAUCAGCGGCGCAGGUCACGACAGCGUCUACACGUCCAGAAAGGUCCCGACAGCCAUGAUCUUUGCUCGAUGCCGAGAUGGGAUCAGUCACAACCCUGCUGAAUAUUCCCGCCCCGAAGACUGUGCUGCUGCCGGUGAGGUGUUGCUGGGUGCCUACCUACGCUACGACGAGCACAUCCGCCAGCAGAACGAGUCGAAGACGGAGGAAUGA
Capronia epimyces CBS 606.96 is the source of this 1302-nucleotide messenger RNA. RefSeq lists its product as uncharacterized. The transcript has 3 exons. Gene Ontology annotation, molecular function: hydrolase activity, acting on carbon-nitrogen (but not peptide) bonds, in linear amidines. The record is from RefSeq and is a predicted model, not a curated record. Bases 1 to 1302 code for a protein of 433 amino acids. NCBI's taxonomy places the organism in Eukaryota, Fungi, Ascomycota, Eurotiomycetes, Chaetothyriales, Herpotrichiellaceae.